AUGCCUUUCGGAAACUACCAUAAGGCAGAAGAAGAUGCGGGUGAUGAGAGGUUCCAUUGCCUUAUCUCUCCCAAGUCAAGGUACCUUAUCGGGCGCAUGCCCGCCCGAACCCGAGUCCGUCAUUCCUUCCGUCCCAAGUUACCAAUUUUGCGGGCUGCCCGCCUGCCCACCCUAACAUCAGUCACUGAUCUGCAGACCCCGUCCACCCCCCAUAAAUCUUCCGACGUAUAUAACCACCCAGCCCAGCGAUCCCUCUUUCGUCCGUCUCCCACCACCUCAUCAUCAUCGACCCAGUACAAACAUCAACGACAUCAGAUAACCGCUAGAUCAACUGCGAACAACCGCAUUCUCGUGUUAACAACCCAACUACUCGAACACUACUACAGCGAGACCGCUCUCACGCCGUCCGUCGCUAAACCCCCGACAAUCGUCACCCAACCCGUUUCCCAAGGUCACCCCCGAACAGACGAGUUUAUGUCAAUUGAAAAUCUCAAGUCCUACGACCCCUUCGCCGAAGCCGACGAAGACACCGGCGAGACCAAACAGUCUCAAAAUUAUAUCCAUAUUCGGAUCCAACAGCGCAAUGGACGAAAGACUUUGACCACCGUUCAGGGUCUCCCGAAGAAAUUCGACCAGAAGAAAAUUCUCAAGGUCAUCAAGAAGCAAUUUGCUUGCAAUGGCACCAUCGUAGCUGACAGCGAGAUGGGCGAGGUCAUCCAGCUCCAAGGUGACCAGCGCAAGGUUGUGCAAGAGUUCCUCAUCAACACCAAGGAGGGACUCGGAUUGGAUUCCAAGACCAUCAAGGUCCACGGUUUCUAA
Molecule: messenger RNA, 819 nt
Organism: Colletotrichum paranaense
Lineage: Eukaryota; Fungi; Ascomycota; Sordariomycetes; Glomerellales; Glomerellaceae
Product: eukaryotic translation initiation factor eIF-1
Exons: 5
Coding region: 1-819 (272 amino acids)
Biological process (GO): translational initiation
Cellular component (GO): eukaryotic 43S preinitiation complex
Molecular function (GO): RNA binding; translation initiation factor activity; ribosomal small subunit binding
Source: RefSeq, a predicted model, not a curated record